UUUUUUUAUUUUUAUUCUCUUUUUUAUUUUAAAAAAAAUCGCAUUUCAUAUUUUAUUUCUCACGCUUCUUUUUUUCCCUUCGAAAUUCACACUUUGAAUCAGACCACAAUGAGCUUUGGGAGUGGAGGGCCGGCGCUGUCCAGAGACACACCAAUCGACACGCGCAUGUUCUCUAACGAAUCCUUGCUGCUGCGCAUGGACUUGGCAACACAUGCCUUUUACAAAAAGCUGGAGAACCCACAGGACAAGAAGAUGCUAGAAAUAGCAUCACACGUCGCAAACGUCAGCGUUCUGCUGCGGCAAGCAACAAAGAAAGAGCUGAAGAGGUACGGGCAGCCAGGUGAGCAGGAUAUCACUCAUGAUGUGCGCAUGAAGUACCAAGCUCGACAGGACCAGAUCACGCAGCUGGGCACCUUUGACAUGCAGUGGGGACUCAAGUGGCUGCUUUCAUUCAUAAUCUUGCUCGAGUCACCCGUGUUUGGAACCGCUGGCGCCGAGCGCAUGGUCGUUAUUGCCAAGCAAUGGGUGAAUGCCCUGGCCGACGCAGGCAUACACGAGGUAGCAGACCAGAUGCCGGAGCUGCAUAGCAUUUUGCAAACCGCGCGGGAUGAGCUGCCGGCAUCCUGUGCACUGGCCGAGCAGCUUCCGGGCAAAUUCAGCUCUGCGUGCAGCUUGCUGUUUGCUGGCCAGCUGCGCGAUGCCCACGUUGACAUGUACAAGCCCAAGUGGGUGGUAGCCGAAGAGACGCUCAAUAGCCAGGCCCAUGUAGAGUGCUUGUCCGAGAUGUCGUUGGAUGAGGCCCGCCAGCUCGUUGAUGAUAUUGUGCCCUUGGACGCGGUGUGCAUAAGCAGCUGCCCCUUGGAUAUCCGCAUUGAUUCGGUUGGCGCAGCGGGCGCCGAGGACGCGUCAGGGCGGCAGCAUUACGUGCAUGUGUUGGUACGUAUUUUUGACCGCCAAAAGAUGGCUGACAAGGAGGAUAAGGAACCCAUCUUGCUGCGCUUUGGAUACGAAAGUCUCGAGUUUUUGCGCCCCGGGUUUAUUAUUGAGGCCACGCUGCACACAUUGAGCAACGGGUGCCACUAUAUCGACGCGGUUACAAUGGUAUGGCCAAGCUACUCGCCGCUGGACUAUGUCAAGCUCUAUUGAUACAUUUGAAGUGAAGCUGCAAAUGUAUACAAAUAUUUUUUAAAUCGAAGUAGUGCGCAGCAAACAUUUGUAAUUUCUCCAUAAACGAAAGCCCCUCUUCUUGGCACCAGAUGAGCAGAAAAAUUUCAAAGAAUGGGGGGGGGGGCGCAGCUUGUG
Messenger RNA from Kickxella alabastrina, 1302 nucleotides. RefSeq lists its product as uncharacterized. Gene Ontology annotation, biological process: regulatory ncRNA-mediated gene silencing. NCBI's taxonomy places the organism in Eukaryota, Fungi, Kickxellomycota, Kickxellomycetes, Kickxellales, Kickxellaceae. Gene Ontology annotation, cellular component: ARC complex. The coding region runs from base 109 to 1146 and encodes 345 amino acids. The record is from RefSeq and is a predicted model, not a curated record. The transcript has a single exon.